This is a messenger RNA of Hipposideros armiger (great roundleaf bat), 729 nucleotides long. RefSeq names its product ferritin mitochondrial (gene FTMT). Gene Ontology annotation, cellular component: mitochondrion; cytoplasm. The record is from RefSeq and is a predicted model, not a curated record. The transcript has a single exon. Bases 1 to 729 code for a protein of 242 amino acids. Gene Ontology annotation, molecular function: ferric iron binding; ferrous iron binding. Lineage: Eukaryota; Metazoa; Chordata; Mammalia; Chiroptera; Hipposideridae. Gene Ontology annotation, biological process: intracellular iron ion homeostasis; iron ion transport.
AUGCUGUCCUGCUUCUUGUUCCUCUCCAAGCAUAUCAGCGCUUCGCUGGUGUCGCUGCGCAGCGUGCACAGUGGCUUCAUGCUCCGGCCACGCUGGGCCCUCGGGCGCCCCUUGGGCCUCUGGCCACCUCCCCCACGAUGCCUGUUGGCCACAGCCACCUCCUCUGGGGACUCCGCUGGGUCCUUCUCCGCACCAUCCCGGGUGAGCCAGAACUUCCACCCGGAAUCAGAGGCAGCCAUCAACCGUCAGAUCAACCUCGAGCUCUAUGCGUCCUACGUGUACUUGUCCAUGGCCUAUUACUUCUCCCGAGAUGAUGUGGCCUUGAACAACUUCGCUAGGUAUUUCCUUCGCCUGUCUCGAGAGGAGACCCGGCACGCGGAGAAGCUGAUGAGGCUGCAGAACCAGCGGGGAGGCAGGAUCUGCCUGCAGGAUAUCAAGAAACCCCACCUGGACGACUGGGAAAGUGGGCUAAAUGCCAUGAAAUGUGCUCUGGUCUUGGAAAAGAAUGUGAACCACUCGUUGCUGGAAUUGCACACUCUGGCCUCAGGCAAAGGUGACCCCCAUUUGUGCGACUUCCUGGAAACCCACUAUCUAAAUGAGCAGGUGAAGUCUAUCAAAGAGCUAGGUGACCACGUGCACAACUUGAUUAAGAUGGGAGCUCCGGAUCGUGGCCUGGCAGAGUAUCUUUUUGACAAGCACACCCUUGGAAAUGAAAACAAACAGAACUAA